Messenger RNA from Fusarium musae, 672 nucleotides. RefSeq lists its product as uncharacterized. The record is from RefSeq and is a predicted model, not a curated record. Lineage: Eukaryota; Fungi; Ascomycota; Sordariomycetes; Hypocreales; Nectriaceae. Gene Ontology annotation, molecular function: 3-hydroxyacyl-CoA dehydratase activity. Gene Ontology annotation, biological process: fatty acid elongation; very long-chain fatty acid biosynthetic process; sphingolipid biosynthetic process. The transcript has 3 exons. Gene Ontology annotation, cellular component: endoplasmic reticulum membrane. Bases 1 to 672 code for a protein of 223 amino acids.
AUGGAUUCCAAUACUGCGGCCGCAAAACGACCCCUGAAACAGGAGGCUUCAACAGCAAACAAGGCCUAUCUGAUCUUCUACAACUUCAUCUCAGCUGUGCAAUGGUCUAUUGUGCUCGGCCGCACCGCCAUGCUUGCCAGUGCCCACGGGCCUGAGCACGUAUAUCCUAAUAUUGGCCAAUAUACAAAAUGGACACAGACUUUGGCUGGGUUGGAGAUCCUGCAUUCGAUGCUUGGCGUCGUUCGCGCUUCCUUUGUCACCACUCUUAUGCAGGUCGCCUCGCGUUUCCUGCUCGUCUGGGCCAUCGUCGACGUCUUUCCCUUCCUCGCCCUCUCGCCCUUUUAUUCGUCCAUGCUCAUCGCUUGGUCCGUCACCGAGAUUAUCCGCUAUUCCUUCUUCGCUCUCUCGCUGUCCGGCUACCAGCCCAAGUUUCUUACUUGGUUGCGUUACAACACUUUCUUUGUGCUCUACCCCAUUGGUAUAUUCAGUGAAUGCAUCCUCAUCUGGUUCGCAACUGAGCCUGCAGGCAACUCCAACGAGCUCUACAAGUGGGCACUUUACGCCAUCUUGGUUAUCUACGUUCCCGGAUCUUACGUCCUGUACACACACUUGAUGAGCCAGAGGCGCAAGGUCAUGCGAAAUCUGAAAGCCCACGGUCAGAAGGCUCAAUAA